Molecule: messenger RNA, 835 nt
Organism: Panthera uncia (snow leopard)
Lineage: Eukaryota; Metazoa; Chordata; Mammalia; Carnivora; Felidae
Product: ferritin light chain-like
Biological process (GO): intracellular iron ion homeostasis; iron ion transport
Cellular component (GO): cytoplasm
Molecular function (GO): ferric iron binding; ferrous iron binding
Source: RefSeq, a predicted model, not a curated record
AUGCAAGAAAGCAAUGGGGUAGAGUGGAGCAGUGAUGGGAGAUGCCUGACGUUCUGGCUGGAGAAGUGGCUAGUGGUGCGAUGGAGCAGGCCAGCGACCACUUUCUUCUGCGAUGGACUACACAACCGCACAUGUCAGAGGAGAACAGGAAGUAGCAUUAAAGACUGCUUUUGUUUUACCAUAGUCUUAACCAUGUAUGAAGACUCACAUAUUCAGAAGCUCCUCGUUACCGAUCAACCCAGUUCCCAGAUUCGUCAGAAUUAUUCCACCGAGGUGGAGGCGGCCGUCAACCUCCGGGUCGACAUGCAUCUGCAGGCCUCCUACACCUACCUCUCCCUGGCCUUCUAGUUCGACCGUGACCACGGUCUGGAAGGCCUGGACCACUUCUCCAGUGAAGUGUCUGAGGAGAAGCCGGAGGGCCCUGAGCGUCUCUUGAACACUCAAAACCAGCUCGGCGGCCGCGCCCUCUUCCGGGAAGUGCAGACACUGUCCCAAGAUGAGUGGGGUAAAACCCUGGAAGCCAUGGAAGCCGCCCUGCUUCUGGAGAAGAAGCUGAAGCAGGCCCUUUUUCUGCAUGCCCUGGGUUCUGCCCGCGCAGACCCCCAUCUCUGUGACUUCCUGGAGAAUCACUUUCCAGAUGAGGAAGCGAAACUCAUCAAGAAGAUGGGCGACCACCUGACUAAUCUCCACAGGCUGUCCGGCCCCCACAUUGGGCUGGGCGAGUAUCUCUUCGAAAGGCUCACCCUCAAGCACGACUAGAAGUCUCUGGAGCCCAGCAGCUUUUGAGAGGGUCCUUCUGGCAUCCCCCAGGUGCCAGGGCUUGUGCCUGAGUCUC